This is a messenger RNA of Guyanagaster necrorhizus, 804 nucleotides long. RefSeq lists its product as uncharacterized. Bases 85 to 627 code for a protein of 180 amino acids. Lineage: Eukaryota; Fungi; Basidiomycota; Agaricomycetes; Agaricales; Physalacriaceae. The record is from RefSeq and is a predicted model, not a curated record. The transcript has a single exon.
UUGCGCCACGUUCUUUGAGUGGACUGAGGUAGGCGGAAUAAAUGUUAAUACCUGCAACUUCUAUUAAUAUUUUUGCACAGGAGCAUGACAAAAUGCUUGGGGAACCAUGCAAUGUCCUUGGACCGUGCCCUCGUUCAGCGAGGAAUGACACCUUUGGACGAUUUGCCACAAGAUCUUCUGGUGCCUGAUGCCUAUGCGAACUCCCCGACGGAAUUUCAAUCUCUUAUACGGUGCGGUGCUAUAGUCGCUAUGUGCCUCAAGUAUAAGCUCAGGUUUACAAGGAAGCACGGUAUCGUGGCCUCGGCGGAUGAGGAUUUACUCGACCUUGUUGGUAAUCCGGCAAUGGAGGAAACUGAUCAAUGGAAAAUAUACUUGGGACGUCGAAUUCAGCUUCGCUCCAGUGAUGGGAAUGGGCGCGAAUUUCUCAUCGACCUACUCGAGGACGCGCUCUUCUACCCCCUACGGUCGGAGUUUUCCAACUGUUUUCCAGAACGCUGGCAGACGUUUGUAAAGGAUCCAUCGGUAUCUCCGGUUGUAUGGAUAAAAGUAGCCCUGAUGAUGCAGAUAACCGUGAGGAUUCAGGUGACUCCGCCGACACAGACGAUGAUAUCCCUGACUUUGAGGUGAACGGUUAACCCAAUGUGGUGGGUUCUUAUUGGGAAUCCCAUUUGAUCAUGCAGGCGGAGGUCGCCGUGUUAGACCCCACCUAUAGCGGAUGGAAUAGGCCGCCCAUCGGCUAUGUCUGGGAUGUCUACGAAUCUGAAACUGAGGAAGAUGAGGACGCCCAUGAAGACGAUCCAACGA